Molecule: messenger RNA, 8625 nt
Organism: Sus scrofa (pig)
Lineage: Eukaryota; Metazoa; Chordata; Mammalia; Artiodactyla; Suidae
Gene: G3BP1
Product: G3BP stress granule assembly factor 1
Cellular component (GO): ribonucleoprotein complex; cytosol
Molecular function (GO): mRNA binding
Source: RefSeq, a predicted model, not a curated record
GCCGCGCCCAACGGCCACGCGGGGCGAGAGCGAGCCGCAGCCGCCGCCCGAGCCCCAGAGUGCUCUCGAGGGCCUGGGGCCCCGCGCGGCGAGCUCGCCAGCUUUUCCCGCCCGCACCCCCACGCGCCAUCCGAGUCCUUUCCUGGCUGUAGCUCCAGCUUAAUCCCAGACCAGAGAAGGCUUUUAUGGGGGGGGGGGGGCACGAAAGUGCGAUGAGAAUUUCUGGACUCGGGAAGCAGAAGUGCUGCCCCCCAAGCUUUUACAGCGAGUGAAGGGUUGAAUUGACCAAAGCAAUGGUUAUGGAGAAGCCUAGUCCCCUGCUGGUCGGGCGGGAAUUUGUGAGACAGUAUUACACGCUGCUGAACCAGGCCCCAGACAUGCUACACAGAUUUUAUGGAAAGAACUCUUCUUAUGUCCAUGGGGGAUUGGAUUCAAAUGGAAAGCCAGCAGAUGCAGUCUAUGGACAAAAAGAAAUCCAUAGGAAAGUGAUGGCUCAGAACUUCACCAACUGCCACACCAAGAUCCGCCAUGUCGACGCUCACGCCACCCUGAAUGACGGCGUGGUGGUCCAGGUGAUGGGCUUGCUCUCGAACAACAACCAGGCUUUGAGGAGAUUCAUGCAGACUUUUGUCCUUGCUCCUGAGGGCUCUGUUGCAAAUAAAUUCUAUGUUCACAAUGAUAUCUUCAGAUACCAAGAUGAGGUCUUUGGUGGCUUUGUCACGGAGCCUCAGGAGGAAUCUGAAGAAGAAGUAGAGGAACCUGAAGAAAGACAGCAGACACCUGAGGUGGUGCCUGAUGAUUCUGGAACUUUCUAUGAUCAAACUGUCAGCAAUGACUUAGAAGAGCAUUUAGAAGAACCUGUUGCUGAACCAGAGCCUGAUCCUGAACCAGAACCAGAGCAAGAACCUGUAUCUGAAGUCCAGGAGGAAAAGUCUGAGCCAGUAUUGGAAGAAGCUGCUCCUGAGGAUGUUCAGAAGAGUUCUUCUCCAGCGCCUGCAGACAUAGCACAGACAGUACAGGAGGAUUUGAGAACCUUUUCCUGGGCGUCUGUGACCAGUAAGAACCUUCCUCCCAGUGGAGCUGUUCCGGUUACCGGGAUACCACCUCAUGUUGUUAAAGUGCCAGCUUCACAGCCUCGUCCAGAGACUAAACCUGAAUCUCAGAUUCCACCGCAGAGGCCUCAGAGGGAUCAAAGGGUUCGGGAACAGCGAAUAAAUGUUCCUCCCCAGAGGGGUCCUAGACCAGUCCGAGAGGCUGGUGAGCAAGGGGAUGUUGAGCCUCGAAGAAUCGUGAGACACCCUGACAGCCACCAGCUCUUCAUUGGCAACCUGCCCCAUGAGGUGGACAAGUUAGAGCUUAAAGAUUUUUUUCAAAAUUAUGGGAAUGUGGUGGAGCUGCGCAUUAACAGUGGUGGGAAAUUACCCAAUUUUGGGUUUGUUGUGUUUGAUGAUUCUGAACCUGUUCAGAAGGUGCUUAGCAACAGGCCCAUCAUGUUCAGAGGUGAGGUCCGUCUGAAUGUGGAAGAAAAGAAGACCCGAGCUGCCCGGGAAGGGGACCGUCGAGAUAACCGCCUGCGGGGACCUGGAGGCCCUCGAGGCGGGCUGGGCGGGGGCAUGAGAGGCCCACCUCGUGGAGGCAUGGUGCAGAAACCAGGAUUUGGAGUGGGAAGGGGCCUUACUCCAAGGCAGUGAAUUGCUCCUCGCGCAACAAUACAAACCCUAUCUCCCACAGAAUGGUGAAUUUCAACCAAGCUUUGGUAUCUUGGAAUAUGACCCUAGUCUGUCAUAAACUGCUUAAGUUUGUACAAUUUUACUUUUGUGUUAAUGGUGUGUGCCCCUUCCCUCCUCCCUCCCCUCCUCACCUUUUAGUCCUUCACUUCCAAUUUUGUGGAAUGAUAUUUUAGGAAAAACGGAUUUUUAAAGAAGAAAAAAAGACUGAAUUUCCUUGCUUUAUUUGCAUAUACAGACUGGAUUUUUUUUAACAGCCACUUCUCCAAAGGAAUGUGUCUUGCUUAUUACUGACAUUUGGUGUGUUUCAUUCAUUGGAAUAUUUCUUACUUAUUUUCUACAUGUUUCGAAAGCUUGUGAGAAUUACAGGAAUUGAUAAACAUUUUGAAGACAGGAAAAACCGAAAUUGUUUCUUCUUUGAGAGUCAUGACUACCUUCUGGUAUGGAGUACUUGCCAUUGGAAAAAUUGACAAUUCUGAUUCUUGCUGGUGUGGUUAAAAACUGAAUAAAAGGUGUUAGUGGAUUUUUUUUUUUUUCUUUUGAUACGUGAUCACAAAACAGUUCCAAAACCUACUGUUUUUACCAUUGAAGUUUAAAUUGUGACGAUAGGUUUUAAAUGUCUAGAAUGCAACUAAGCUUUUCUUGAACUGUUAGAUUAUUUUUUUUGAAGUAGGACUUUUUCAUGUUUAAUUUGUAUUUGUAAAAAAAGAAAAAAAAAACAAAAAAAUUUGCAAAAUCCGAAUAACAGAAAACCAGAGCAAAACUGUUGUGCCUUCUAUUUAUCUUUGAUCCCAGUCUUGGCAGUUUUUAAAAGAAAAAUAAAAAAAACCAAACAAACAAACCCUAGAUUUCUUCCAUCAGGUUCACAGUAUGUUGGGGAUUAUAGAAUCCCUCUUUCACCCGUAUGUCUUGUGUUCUUUUGUUAUGCCUUAUUCUGAAAUUGAGUCUCAAACUGGAAUGCCUUUGAGGACAGAUGUUUCUGUAGAGGUCCAGCAUUUAUAUUAAGUUUUAUUUCAGUGUCUAUUCCGAAUCCUAGUCAUAGCCCAUAAGAAGGAAUGUGACUUUCAUACUGGACUUCGCUGAUGUGCUUCAGUGUGCACUAGUCUUUCUUUUCUUUAGAUCAUAGCCAUAUGGUAAAUUUUCUAUUUUGUUAUGGUUCCUUUUUAUUGACGGGCAUGCAGUGGGUGUUUCUUGGAAAUGGCCAAUUUUUAUUAAAAUCUUUCUGGAGGAAAAUUUAAUCUGGCAAUAUAGACUAAUAGUCGUUUUGCAUAGUAUGUUGUUGAAUGUUGUGUGUGAAGUGGGUGAAGGUUUUGUUUAUACAUGUGAAGCAAGCCUUUGUGUGAUAGAUAACUUGUCAUUACUAAUUGAAGGGCAAUGAGGUUGUCAAAUUUAACUUGUUUUUAACAGUAUUCAUCUUCAGAACUGUUGUAUGAAGAUAGUAUAUGAGUAGGAAUAAGAGUGUUUUCUUUUGCUUUGGUGUUACUGGGAAGCUCUAGAUUUACUGAAGGGCAUGGCGGAAAUGAAGUUCGAUGUGUUAUCAGUUGGUCCUUAGGACCUCAAAUAUUUGAAAAUUGGCAACAUCGUCAUAAAAAGAAACUUAAGUAACUGAGUCACAUGGCUUGUCUUUGAGUCAGUUUAAAUGACUAAUUGGUAACCACUUCAUUUGGCCCAGGCCAGUGAUGCUGAAAAGGAGUUUAGCUUAUAGUUUUGUAGCUUAUAUUAAGCUUGUGGUGGAAAGAAGAAAACUUAGCCUGAGUUAUUAAUUUGAAAAAAACUAAACUGUAGUAUCUAUUAUGUGAUAAAUUAUAAAUAACCUAGAAGUCAUUUGACAUAAGCAAAUACUAAACCAUACAUUUCAAAAUAGGAGUUCUUCCUCUUGAGAGCAGAGCUUUAAGGGCACGAGCUAGAUGCAGUGUUUCUCAACUUGAGGCAGUUAUUACAUCCUAGAGGACAUGUGGAAUUGGGUCAGGGUUGGAGGGGAGAUGCACAUACUGCAUCUGGCAUUUAGUGGGUGUGGAACAGUGAUGCCAUGUUCUGUGAAAAUGGAGCAGCCCCAUUGAGAAUGUGGCGGAAUGGUGGAGUAGAACACCUGGAGUGAAGACUCAGUCCUUUGAAAUAGAGCCUCAGAAAAAUAAGUAAGGAAGUAGAAUUUGCUUUCAGAAAUUACAGUAACAUCUACUGUAAGUAAUCUCAACUUUAUUAGUACCGAUUGUGUUUUUUUUUUUUUUUUUUUCCCGGAGAUGUUAGUAGCAGUAUAUUAGAUGCUGCUUAUAAUUUAUUGCUGGCAAUUAGUGUAUAAUCUGAGAAAGGAAAAGGCUGCUUCAGUAAUUUCAAGUUAUCAGAAUUGGAAUAUUGUGGAGUAUUGACUAGCAUUGGACUUUCUAAAUAAGGUUUAGCAUCAUGGUUAAUACUAUUAAGUAUCUAGAUAUUGUUCACAUUAUUGCUGAUGGAAUAAACACGUCACCCUACACAUACUUGCACAGUUAGACAGGAAGGUAAAGUAAAUUAGGACAAGAGUUUCUGUAGACAGCGUCAACUCAUCACAUUCAACGUAAUUUUUCACCUGUAGGAGUGGCUCCAUAUGCAGGUCUUUUCUGCUGCUUAAAACCUUUUUUGCCCAUGAAUAUUUUAGUAGGUAAGACUAGUUUGGUUCAGUGGGUCUCUGUCUUUUAAGACCUGUUGAAAAUAAAUUGAUCUUGAACGUACAAAAGUACUUUGUUUGCUUUUAUGGUGAGGUUGGGCUUUGCUUGUGUUGCCAAUGUUCUCAACUCUUUGAGCUGCUGCUGGGGAGCAGUGAAUGGAAAGCAAAAUAAUUGUACGGCUUUGGAUGAGAUCAGUAGGUUACCACCACAGCAUUAGUUGAAUCGCACUUUAGUCUCAGGCUAGAAAACUAAUUUUCACAACUACCCUUGUGGCUUAGGUGCUGUUUUCCUCAAAAUAAUAGAUCAAGGAGUGACAUCAGAGGCCUUAAAGCCAUCUGUGUAGCAAGGAGCAGAUUGGCCUCCCAAACGGACGCUUUUCUUCUAGAACCAGAAUGCCUACCUAUGUACAUUUGAAUGACAUUACUGGAGUAAGACAUGACCAAAUCCAUUAACUACAGUAUGGAGACUUGAGUCUGUAAAACAUUUGGGUCAAGAAUAGCAUUACUGUUCAUUUUCUUGAGUGUAAACAAGACAAGUUAACUUUGCAGGGUUUCUUUUGACCUUCACACUAAAGUAACACAGUCAUAUUGACUUACUAUUUCUCAUCUGGUUCGAUAAUACGUUUAGUGCAAUUUAAUCUCGAUACAGAAGAUAGCUGUUUCUGUUACAGUGUCAUCCAGGUGAGUUUAUAGCAGCUGUGUUUUGUGCUUACAACUACCAUCCUCUGAUGCUUUUCUUCAUCCCUUUAUUUGAAAACCUUGUAGAGUUUAGUGAUUUAGUGAAAAACAUGGCACUUUAUAGAAAACAAUUUGUUAGACUCUAUGUGAAAAUUUUUAUUUGAAACUUAACUUUGUGGGCCAUUGUUUAUGCCGAGUGGCUUUUUUUCUUUAAAUAGUUGCAUUUUUCAAAUCUACUGAUCUAAAAAUACAUCAUUUUACUUUUGUGCUACUUAAAAGAAUCUCUGCAGGAACUGCAUACAAGUGAGAUAAUUAUUGAGCAUUUAGUUCAGCAAUUUAAAAUCUUGUAAAAGAAGCAACUUCAUUUAUUUGAAUGUGGGGUUCUCGCUAACUGCCUAAUAUACCAUAGAUUGUCAGUGGACAGUUAGAGGUAGUGUUUUCCAGAUGUUUUAGAAACUUAAAGAAUGUGUUAGAAACUUAGCAAUGUUUAGUGUGGGAUGGGGUUGUAGGUUAAAGUUGCUGAUCAAGUAGUGGCCACGGUUGCACUAGACAAUUAAACAGGAAGUUCUGGUUUUAAGGUAGCAAUACCUUUUAGAAUUUGUAGCUGUUUACUGUGAUAUUGAAGUACUAGGGACCAUAGAUAGGCUUGUAACUCUUACUAGACUGUAUUAAGGAAUAAAUGGUGGCACGAGUGAGAUAAAACUUUACAUUUUUUUUUUUUUAAUGAUAUGUAUCUAGCUCAGGAUAGUGCUGAAAUUGGACUGCUUUGCUCAUGCUUUUAUGAAGCAGUCUCUUAAUGGCCUGAAUAUGUAAAAAGUUGAUUAAAGGUGGCCUACAACCCUUAACCACUUUUGGUUUUGAUUAUACUUAUGUGUUAUCUUAGAAUCAAGGUUGAUUGUCUUUUGAUAGCAUGACUUAUUUUGGAAACUUAAACAGUCUCCCCUCUUCGAGUUUUUUUUUUUUUUUUUUUUUUUUUUUUUUACCAUUCCCUUGACAUGCGGAAAUCCCUGGCCAGGAAUCACACCUGGGCCACAGAGGGACAGCGCCACCUCUGGUAGCUUUUUUAGUUGCUGUGAAAGAAAAAUGGUAUUGGAAAUUCCCAUGUUAACUUCCAUAAACCAUUUGACCUGGCCAGUUCUAGAAAUCCACACAUUUACUACUUUGAAAUGUGUCCAGUAUCACAGAUUCCUAAGGAACUUGCACCCAUCCAGUGCGCCUUUGUAAAUUAAGGGAUGCUUACCAAAAAUUCACUAUGGAAUUUAACAAGUAUUUAUUUUUCAAAAACCUACUUAUGGGAAGUUUGCCUAUAUUUUUGGUAGUAGUUAGAGAGAUGAUUCUGUCACCUAAUUUGGAUUAACAGUUUUAACUAUUGCUAUUACCGAGCACUGUUUGCUAAUACUCUCCAUAAGCUUUGAUGUCACCUGUUUGACUUUGAAUUUAUCUUAAAUUCUUUUUUAUGAAGAGUGAGUGUACACUGAUUUGGCCCUUUUACACGAAGACAUAAAGAAGUAGCAAAAAAGAAAGGACUUUCUUUAAAGAGUCAGUGCACACUUUAAGUAGAUUAUGUAGAACAUACCAUGUUGAAAAUUUGUAUAGGUAGAUACUGGUUUUGAGAAGAAUAGAGUGGAGGUGGAACUUACGUCGACGGGAUAGGAAUCAUUUGUGGUUUAUAUAGAACAUACUUUUAAUUGAGAAACAGCAGAGCAUUUACUUAAAAGUUCUUCUGGCCAUUCUGAUUAUUACCACAAGAAGCAGGAGAGACUCCUGGAAUUCUUUGAAUCAUAGAAUAGAAGUGCUGGAAAGGACUAAGGUGAUUUAUACAACCCCUUCAUUUUUCAGAAGAUAGGUGGCUCAGAGUUUCCAAUCAGGCUGUAGAGGUCAUGGGAAGCCCCUUCAGGGUCUGCCAGUCUGCCCUGGGCUUGCUCGAGGGAGCCAGAGCUCUUAAAGUGAGGAUGUGGGGGAAAAGGGGAGGAGCCAGAUUGUACAUGCUUUGUUGCUUCACCAGCUCAGUUUUCAUACCCAGGUUUUUUUUUUUUUUUUCCUCUCUCUCUCUCUCUCUUUUAGAACUGUCUUAACGCCCAAUUCUACCAGGGCCUGUUGAUAAGGACAUUAACUUGUGUUCCCCUCAGGGAUGGGUUUACUACUAGCUGUCGAAAAGCUAUUGGGUAUCCUAAUGUGUUAAUAGCUGAAACUCAGCUGUAAUUUUCUCCUAAAUUGUUCAGCGUUUUGCAUUCUGUACAUUGUGGUGCUUUUUCCACCUUGUAUUGUUAUAACUGUAAGCUCCUAAGGGGCAGCAACUUGGUCUUAGGUAUGUACCCUGUUGAGUGCCUGGCAGUGCCUUGUUUGAAUCAGGAUCCUAAUCUUCCUUUCCAAUGGUUUUUCCUGCUCUUCAUAGAAGGAUGCUCCAGCCAUGCUGAACUACUUGUGGUUCCUCUAAUAAGCCAGGUACUGCCAGUUCCGUGUGGUUUCAAGUGCCUUCUCUUCCCUGAAGAUGGAUGUGCAUCUGCAGUCUUCCCCCCAACAUCGCCUUCCAUCAAAGCCAUGUUGUUCUCAGGACCCAGUGAAUUUAAGAGGGGUUUUUUUUUUUUUUUUCCUUCCUCUCUCCUCUAAGAGAAAAGAUGUCCUACAGGAGUGAAUAGCUCCUUUGGGGGGUUGAACUGGCCAGAAUUUGAAGGAGGAACAAAUUGAGUGUCUUCUACUUCACUUCCACAUGUCCCUCCUGUUUGAAAUUCUGUCCCAACCUUCAUUUUAAAAUGUAUUCGUAGAAUAUGUUAUACCUUUCUUUCUCUUGGCUCCUAACUUAGCCUUCAACCUAGAAUUGGAACAGACCUCUGUCUGUCUUACAAGACCAUAAGCUCCUGGAGGACAAAGCUGGAGGAUUAAUCUCUGCUGCUCCGUGAGGUACAGUGACUUAAAAUGAGAGCAUCUUUAAAUGAUGACUCAUUCAAAUGAAUAAAACAGUGUGUUUUUGUUUUCAGAUCAGACUUCAUUCCGUAAAUUUUAGGCACUAUGAGAUUUCGUAGUGGAGAGGAUAGUUGGAAAAUUUUGAGGGGUGGGCACAAGGGGGAGGAAGUCGCUGCUUAUUUUGAAGUACUUCCAUCCCUGCUCUGGGCAGUGAGCUGUUUCUUUCCGACUGCCCAGCAUGUUCCGGGCACUUUGUGUCUCUGCACAAGAAUCACACGUGCCAAGUUUCAUUUCUUUUCACAAACCUUUGUUCUCGGUUUGUCAUCACCCAUGCCACAAAUCUAAGUCGUCCGAGUCAUCUGCUUCCCGAUUUCUUACUCCCCACCUCAGUCUGCAGCUAAGUCCUGUCAGUUCUACCUCAGCAGCCCUUCACAUCUCUUCUCCUCCACUAGAUAAUCUCACGAGCCUCUCAGCUUCCUUCACCUCUUCUUACCACAGCCUGCUGUCUACAUGAUACAGGUUCAUCCUGCUGAAACCUAGCUCUGACCAUGUAUCUCAUGUGUGUGUUCUGUCUCCACUGCUAGACUGUAAGCUCCUUAUGGGCAGGAUCUGUGUGUGAGUCAUCUCUGUAUCUCCCAUAGCCGCUAUCAAUAAAUAUAUCUUGAAUGAACAGCA